GUUUGAGUGGCGGCCAUGGCUUUCUGUGCUACCCAAGCUACAAAUUCCAGAGUUGGUGGAUCAUUCUCGGGCUCUGGGUAUAUUAGGCCGUGUCCAGCGUGGGUUAAUGAUCAGAGGACCAUCAGUGGAAGUCAGAUCAGAUCAGAAGACGUAGAAGCUAAGCCCAGGCCCGUUUUCACCAUGAGUCGCAGCCCAGAAAGAAUUUCAUCCUACCGCCGGCACUUUGAGGACACCACCACUUCGUCCUACCAGGUGCGAGUCAGCAGCCCCUCUCCGGUCAGGAGGGAUGCUGGAAGGUGCCGCUCGGCAAGUUACUCCCGCACAGCGGCAGCCAGCAGCAGCAGUAUGGCCGUGGGCCGCAGGACGCUGUCCAGCACCCGCGGCAGGCCUCUAAUGACCGGCAGCGUUGGUGUUGGCACAGUGUGUGUAAGUGCCGGAGGAGCAGCGAUUGAUCUGGAGGCUGUUGCUGCAGAAAACCAAGAGUUCCUCAGCACCAGGACUGGUGAGAGGAAGGAGAUGGUGGCAUUAAACGACCGACUGGCAGCCUACAUUGAAAAGGUCCGUUCUCUGGAGCAGCAGAAUAAGCUCUUGGAAACAGAGAUCGAAGCCCUUCAGAACCGCUUCCUGAAGCCCACAGGCCUGCGGAUGCUGUAUGAAGAGCAGCUGAGGGAGCUCCGCAGGGUGGCUGACCAAAUGAGAAUGCAGAGGGAUGUGGCCAUUGGUGCUAAGGAUGCGAUGGCUGGUCAGCUGGAGAUGAUAAAGGUGAAGUAUGAGGAGGCUGUGGAGCUGAGGAAGAAGGCUGAAAUGGACAUCGAGGCAUUCCGUCCAGAUGUUGACGCAGCAACCUCUGCUCGCAUUGCCCUAGAAAAGCAGCUGGAGCACCUGGAGAUAGAGAUUGAAUUCCUUCAAAGAGUCCACAAGGAGGAAAUUGAGGAGCUGUUGAAACAGAUGUAUUCAGCCUAUGCUUCAGUCCAGGACGCGUACUCUCUCCCUGACCUUGCCGGAGCAAUCCAGCAAGUCCAGCUCCAGUAUGAAGAUAUUUCAGCCAAAAACCUACAGGACAUGGAUUCAUGGUACAGAAAUAAGUUUGACGACCUCAAUAACAAAUCCACACGACACGUUGACACUGUCCGGGGAGUAAGAGAAGAAAUCGCAGGCGCCAAGAAAGAUAUUCAGGGUAAGGAACGCAACCUGGAUGGCAUGAAGUCCAAGAAUGAAGGUCUAGAAGCUCAGCUCCGGGAGACACAGGAGAGACACAAGAAAGAGCUUGAGGCCUUGCAGGCCAGAAUUGAGGCCCUGCAGCUGGAGCUUAAAACAAUCAAAGAGAAGAUUGCUCUUCACCUCCGUGAGUACCAGGACCUCCUCAAUGUUAAGAUGGGUCUGGAGCUGGAAAUCACCACCUACAGGAAACUGAUCGAAGGUGAAGAUUCACGCAUCACCAGCAUGGUCCAGGGAAUGAGCACCAUGUCGCUGAUGGCCAGCAGUAGUUUUGGAGCUAUCAGUGGUGGCAUGGGGGCUAUUGGUGGUGGCCUGGGGGCUGUCAAUGGACUCGGGCGUAUUGGUGGUGGCUUAGGGGUAGUUGGUGGUGGCCUGGGGGGAAUGGAUGCCAGCACUGCAGGAGGCAUUGGAGCCAUGGGGGCCAGAGGAGGUAUUGCGGGAGGCGUUGGAGCCAUGGGUGCCAUGGGUGCAGAUGUAGCUGGAGGUGUUGGAGGCCAGGCAGCUAGAGGUGGUGUUGCAGGAGGCGUUGGAACCCUGGGUGCCAUGGGUGCUGAUGUUGUUGGAGGUGUUGGAGGCCAAGCAGCUAGAGGUGGUGUUGCAGGAGGCGUUGGAAUCCUGGGUGCCAUGGGUGCUGAUGUUGUUGGAGGCCAGGCAGCUAGAGACGAUAUUGCAGGAGGCAUUGGAACCCUGGGUGCCAUGGGAGCUGAUGCUGCUGCAGGCGUUGGUGCUCCAGGGGCCAAAGGCGGCAUUGCAGGAGGUGUUGGAGCCCCGGGUGCCAUUGGCAUUGAUGCUGCAGGAGGCAUUGGUGCUCCAGGGGCCAAAGGUGGUAUUGCAGGAGGCGUUGGAGCCCCAGGUGCAAUUGGUGCUGAUGCUGCUGGAGGCUAUGGAGCUCCAGGGGCCAAAGGUGGUACUGCAGGGGGUGUUGGAGCCCCGGGUGCCAUUGGCAUUGAUGCUGCAGGAGGCGUUGGAGCUCCAGGAGCCAAAGGUGGUAUUGCAGGGGGUGUUGGAGCCCCGGGUGCCAUUGGUAUUGAUGCUGCAGGAGGUGUUGGAGCUCCAGGGGUUAAAGGUGGUGUUGUAGCAGGCGUUGGAGCUCUGGGUGGCAUGGGUGCUGAUGCUGCUGGAGGCCUUGGAGCUCUGGGGGUCAAAGGUGGUAUUGCAGGAGGUGUUGGAGCCGGAAUCACAGGACUGGGAGGAGGCUUCGGUGCAGGAUUCGGAGAAGGCACUAUCAUUGAUUACAGCAAAGAGCAGGCUGUGGAGGUGACUGAGAGGAAGACAGUGCUAAUUAGAACAGUCAAAGCAGACGAUGAAACAGUCCAGAGGGACAUGCAGGAGAGGAUCUAUUCCAUAUCUGGAGCUGCACAGGAAGAAGAGGAAUGAACAUGCUUUCAUCAGUUAAAAAACAAUACCGCAAAAACGCAUUCUCAAAAAACACUCCAUUAGCCUUCAGAUCUGCACCACAGUCUACAGUUUCACUCCCAACACUGAACCCAACAAUCUGCAAAUAAAGCUUUCUGUGCAUUA
Molecule: messenger RNA, 2739 nt
Organism: Astyanax mexicanus (Mexican tetra)
Lineage: Eukaryota; Metazoa; Chordata; Actinopteri; Characiformes; Acestrorhamphidae
Product: Filament_head and Filament domain-containing protein
Exons: 11
Coding region: 16-2595 (859 amino acids)
Biological process (GO): skeletal muscle organ development
Cellular component (GO): intermediate filament; cell-cell junction; sarcolemma
Source: RefSeq, a predicted model, not a curated record